UUUACCGUAUCGACGUACCUGUAUCGUAUCAGUACCAGUACUCGUACUCGUACCUGUGCUUCAUAGGUGUGACAAAGCUUCACAAAAUCAUUUGGAUCAUAUCGGAGCUCUUCCAUAUUUCACUGAAGUUUGUGGGUACAAUGGACCCAUUUACAUGACGUACCCAACAAAAGCUUUGGCUCCGUUGAUGCUGGAGGAUUAUCGGCGAGUGAUGGUUGAUCGAAGGGGAGAAGAAGAACAGUUCACUUCUGAGAACAUUGUGCAAUGCAUGAAGAAAGUUACAGCUGUGGAUCUGAAACAGACUGUACAGGUUGAUAAAGACCUUCAGAUCCGUGCCUACUAUGCUGGACAUGUUCUUGGAGCUGCAAUGAUUUAUGCAAAAGUAGGAGAUGCUGCUAUAGUGUACACAGGGGACUAUAAUAUGACACCAGAUAGACAUCUUGGAGCUGCUCAAAUUGAUCGACUACGGUUGGACCUUGUUAUAACAGAUAUCCUGUCAAAGAUUAAGAAUGCCUUCAGUUGAUCAAAAAAAAUUGAGGAUGCCUUUUAUGAACCAGAUCCUCCUCUCAUUGUUGAAAACUUGGU
Molecule: messenger RNA, 585 nt
Organism: Camellia sinensis
Lineage: Eukaryota; Viridiplantae; Streptophyta; Magnoliopsida; Ericales; Theaceae
Source: RefSeq, a predicted model, not a curated record